This is a messenger RNA of Setaria italica (foxtail millet), 2298 nucleotides long. Its product is annotated as CLP protease regulatory subunit CLPX1, mitochondrial. Gene Ontology annotation, biological process: proteolysis; protein catabolic process; protein folding. The record is from RefSeq and is a predicted model, not a curated record. Gene Ontology annotation, molecular function: ATP-dependent protein folding chaperone; ATP hydrolysis activity; ATP binding. Lineage: Eukaryota; Viridiplantae; Streptophyta; Magnoliopsida; Poales; Poaceae. Gene Ontology annotation, cellular component: mitochondrial matrix. The coding region runs from base 73 to 1929 and encodes 618 amino acids. The transcript has 15 exons.
UCCCACUUCCUCCCCUAUCUCCAUUCUCCACCAGCGUCCUCCUCCUCCUCCCCGGCUCCGCCCACCUCGGCCAUGUUCCGGACCUUCACGAAGCUUCGGGAUGCAGCGGCGCCGCUCGCGUCGUCGGCGGUGCGGCGGUGCUCCGGCGGGAGCCGGAUCCGGGCCGACGCCAAUUGCCCGCGCUGCGACGCCCACAUGUCGGUCCAAUUCUCCCUCCAGCAGCUCCCGGCGCCACCGCCGGCCGCCGCAGGGGUCGUAGAUGCCUCCCAGAACCACAAACACGACGGGGAGGGUGUGUGCCCGGCGUGCCGGGCGGCGUUCCUGUUCCGCGCCCACCGGAUCGACCCGCUGCGGGGCGCGUUCCUCGAGAUCCCCGGCGCCAUCGGGGGCGAGGAAGAGGACGCGGAUAGGGGAGGCUUCGCCGAUCGGAUCAAGAGGAUGUUAUCGGAGCGCCCGCCGGAUGAGUUCCCCCCGUUGCCGCAAUCGCCCCCGAUGCCGAUGCCGCACUAUCAUCCGCGACGGAAAAAUAACAGGAGGAGACAGAAGGAGGAAGGAGGUGGAGGUGGCGGCGGCGGCGGUAACGGCGGGGACUCAUCGUCGGGAGGGGAGGGUACGAGCGCUUCGCCUAAGAGGGAGUGGUGGGGUGGAGCCAGCCUGGGCGAUGAGCUGCCGACGCCUCGGGAGAUGUGCCGGAGGCUUGACGAGUUCGUUAUCGGCCAGGCCAAGGCAAAAAAGGUGCUAUCAGUAGCUGUAUACAAUCAUUACAAGAGAAUAUAUAAUGCAAAUGUACAGAAAGAAUCUGUUGCCAAUUCUGGGUUUCCUGACGCUGCACAAGAUGAUCAAAAUAUUGUAGAAAUAGAUAAAAGCAAUGUACUCCUGAUGGGCCCAACAGGCUCAGGAAAAACAUUGCUUGCAAAAACAUUAGCACGUAUUGUAAAUGUACCAUUUGUUAUAGCUGAUGCGACAUCAUUAACACAGGCUGGAUAUGUAGGGGAGGAUGUAGAGUCAAUACUGCAGAAGUUACUAGUGGCUGCUGAGUAUAACGUUCAAGCUGCCCAGCAAGGGAUAGUGUACAUAGAUGAAAUAGAUAAAAUAACAAAGAAGGCUGAGAGUGCAAAUGUCAGUAGAGAUGUAUCUGGAGAAGGUGUUCAACAAGCAUUGUUGAAAAUCCUAGAAGGAACUGUUGUCAGUAUUCCUGAGAAAGGAUCGCGCAAGAAUUCUCGCAGUGAAAGUAUACAGAUAGACACGACCGAUAUUCUUUUCAUAUGUGGUGGUGCUUUUGUAGACUUGGAAAAGACUAUUUCUGAAAGGCGCCAAGAUUCAUCUAUAGGAUUUGGGGCACCUAUUCGUACAAACAUGAGAAGUUCUGGAGCUAGCAGUCCAAUGAUUACUUCAUCUUUGUUAGAAUCUGUUGAGAGUGGUGACCUUGUAAGAUAUGGUUUAAUUCCAGAGUUCACUGGACGUUUGCCCAUUCUAGUUAGUCUGGCAGCUCUUAAUGAAGAUCAGCUUGUUCAGGUUUUGACGGAACCAAAGAAUUCACUUUCCAGACAAUACAGGAAAAUGUUUAACUUGAACAAAGUUAGACUGCACUUCACUGAUGGCGCACUGAGGUUAAUAGCUAAGAAGGCGAUAGCUAAAAAUACUGGUGCUCGUGGUUUAAGAGCCAUCUUGGAAACCAUUCUAUUGGAGGCCAUGUAUGAGAUCCCAGAUGAGAAAGCAGGAAAUGAGCGAGUAGACGCUGUUGUGGUUGAUGAGGAGGCAAUUGGUUCUGCUGAUAGGCCAGGCUGUGGGGCAAAAAUUCUCCGAGGAGACGGUGCAUUGGAUCAGUACAUAACAAGAACUAACGUGAUGAAUUUACGGGAAACUAACGAUGGUUUGGCCGGGGAGCUCGAGGAAGCGUACAUGCUGUCGAGAAUUGUUAGUUUGUAACUGGAAAACGCCGGGAGAAGCGUAGAUGCUGAGUUCUGACCGACUUCGUACAUCAUGUAACAUGUCUACCCAACACUCACACAAGCUCUUUACUGCUCACCAAAUCGCCUGUAAUCUGUUCCAUUCCUGCUGAGCUCUGACGAGCACAUAGAUCGAGGGCGCCAUUUGUUGUAAUUGAUGUAAAGAGUUGCCUUUUGAUUGAGCAACCGUCCUGCCAAGUAAAUUGUUCCCCAUUUUUUUUCCCCCUGCUGCCCGAACUGGGCAGCUGAGCUCAAUUGUUGUUGGGAAAGCUGUAAAGAUCAUCAUUUUACUGAUAUGAUAAGAAGGCACAUUUUCACAAGGCCUACACAGGAUCAAGUUUAUACUGAA